CACUUCCCCCUCUAUCCGACACCAUGGCGUCCAAUGUUAUCGAAAUUGACUCUGGGUUUGACGGCGACUCUGCCGUAGGCUCUAUCGAUGAUCAACUCUCCGCAUUCUCCGAAUCCCUCAGCUCCAGUGUUGUCGCAUACCCGGUUGAACAUGGGCGCCGUUACCACGCAUACAAGGAUGGAGCAUACUUCAUGCCUAACGACGAGUCCGAGCAAGACCGCCUCGAUAUGAUGCACCAUAUGCUGAAGUUGAUGCUGGACAACAAGAGCUUCAUGUGCCCGAUAAAGGAGGAGCAGUUGAGCAAAGGAAGGAUUCUUGACGUUGGCACUGGAACGGGAAUUUGGGCGAUAGAAAUGGCGGACAAUUAUCCUGACGCAGAGGUUAUCGGAAACGACCUCAGUCCGGUGCAGCCAACCUGGGUGCCUCCCAACGUAAAGUUCGAAGUCGACGACGUCGAAUCUCCUUGGACGCACGCGAAGCCCUUCGACUUUGUUUUCUGUCGCUAUAUGGAUGGCGCAAUCUCCGACUGGCCGGCACUCCUACGGAACACUUUUGAGAAGACGCGCCCCGGUGGAUGGGCUGAAUACCAAGCCUUCGACACCCACUAUAAGAGCGAUGACGGUUCGCUCGGCCCGGAUUCAUCAAUCAACAAGUUUGUUGCGACCAUGGAGAUGGGUUGCGAAAAGCUGGGGAAGGAGUUAUAUCCAGGGCCGGGGCUGGAGGGCUGGUUCAAAGAGGCGGGAUUUGUGAACGUGGGCGUCCACUCUUUCAAGUUGCCGCUAGGCCCUUGGGCGAAGGAUCGGAAGCUGAAAGAGGUUGGCAUGUUCAACAUCAUGCAGGUCCUUGACGGCAUGGAAGCAUUCUCCUACCGCCUGUUCAUGUCCGCACUGGGAUGGAGUAUAGAAGAAGUGCAGGUCUUCAUCGCAAAAGCCGUCCAGGAGAUCAAGAGUAAGAAUGUGCACUCAUACUAUACUUUCUAUGUCGUUUACGGCCAAAAACCGGAGAAUGCAUAAACGAUCAAUACGCUAUUUCUUCAGCAAUAAGUCAUAACACUUUGGUAGAGUCUGGCAGCAAAAAUUGGCCUGCAGCUUUUGUAUUUACUUGGCACUAAUCAAUAAGACCCUCAUAAUUCUGAAAGCAUCGGGACGAUUUGAAUCCCCCA
Messenger RNA from Aplosporella prunicola CBS 121167, 1162 nucleotides. RefSeq lists its product as uncharacterized. Lineage: Eukaryota; Fungi; Ascomycota; Dothideomycetes; Botryosphaeriales; Aplosporellaceae. Gene Ontology annotation, molecular function: methyltransferase activity. The transcript is spliced from 9 exons. The coding region runs from base 24 to 1013 and encodes 329 amino acids. The record is from RefSeq and is a predicted model, not a curated record.